Messenger RNA from Aplysia californica (California sea hare), 1062 nucleotides. RefSeq lists its product as uncharacterized. Lineage: Eukaryota; Metazoa; Mollusca; Gastropoda; Aplysiida; Aplysiidae. The record is from RefSeq and is a predicted model, not a curated record. The coding region runs from base 397 to 1062 and encodes 221 amino acids. The transcript is spliced from 4 exons.
ACUGAGAAUGUUGUUGUGGGGGGGUGGGUGGGAGGGGGAGCGUCUUGUAACUCGGUAUGGAGUUCAUAUAAAAAGUUAGAAGAGAGAUGAAAAUAAAUGCAUGUUUCAGUCUAUUGAGAAGUCCUGAUAAUUUAUUUGAACGUUAUACAGUAUAACACGGAUAGGUUGAACACAGAAGACCCGAAAUCACGCUUCCAUGGAACUGUGCCUGCGGUCCUGUUGUUGUUGUUUUGGGGGGGGGGGUUUCUUUGUGGGGUAUCCCUGAAACUACCUAGGCCGGUCCUGGGGAAUUCGAGCUAUCUGUGUUAUAGUCUAUGCAACUUUAUUAUCCAUGAGCAUGAUUCUAAAUUCCUUGUAUUCAUUAUCUUUUUGUUCUUUCAACAGUUAUGCAAGGUCAUGGAAAAACGACUAAAGGACCGACCAGAUGACCUCGAGAGGUGGAAGACAACCCAUAGACCCAACUGCCACAAGAAUCAUACAGGGUCUUCAGGUUCCAUGGAAGUGGCUGCAGCUGCAGUCAUGUGGGGGAGGUCGGAGCAGUAUGGCCUCAGGUACACUACAAUGAUCUCGGAUGGAGAUUCCAAGACUUACAAUGAGCUGACCAAAAACCCACCUUAUGACGGCAUUGCUGUGACGAAAGGGGAGUGUGUCAACCAUGUUUCAAAACGCAUUGGCACUCAGCUGAGGAAUGUGGUUGCUGAUGAGCGGAAACGGGGAGUGGCUCUUGGAGGAAGGGCAUCUUUAGCUUUGACACAGGAGAAGAUUGCAAAGCUGCAAGUGUACUUUACUAGGGCCGUGAGGAGUGUUGCCGGCAGCCGGGUUGCAGGUGAAGACAUCUGUUUUACUGGGGCCUCGGAGGAGGACAUCAAAGUGAUGGCCGACGCCAUCAAGGCGUCGUAUUUCCACUGUGUCUCCACAGAUGCUUUUCCAAGACACAUGUUGUGUCCUGAGGGACCCGACUCCUGGUGCUUCUUCAACAGGGCUCAAGCCAGGGACGAACCAGUCCCUGAGCACAAGAAGCACCAGACAUGUUUUUUUAAAGGCCGGUACACGAAAGAAUGA